This is a messenger RNA of Odobenus rosmarus divergens (Pacific walrus), 1542 nucleotides long. It is a transcript of the gene HEMK1, whose product is annotated as HemK methyltransferase family member 1. Gene Ontology annotation, biological process: protein methylation. Bases 142 to 1218 code for a protein of 358 amino acids. NCBI's taxonomy places the organism in Eukaryota, Metazoa, Chordata, Mammalia, Carnivora, Odobenidae. The transcript is spliced from 10 exons. The record is from RefSeq and is a predicted model, not a curated record. Gene Ontology annotation, cellular component: mitochondrion. Gene Ontology annotation, molecular function: nucleic acid binding; protein methyltransferase activity.
ACAUCUGGACCAAAGUCACCUUGAGGAGUCAGAGCCUGUGACCAUCUCCACCUGGUUGGAGCCAGUGAUCAUCUUCAGCAGCUGAUAUCACAAGGAAGACUUAGGGACCUGGGAGCGCUCAGGAGAGUCUUUCCUGGAGACAUGGAGCUUGGGGGCCGAAUGCUCUGGGCCCUCCUGUCUGGCCCUGGGAGGAGAGGAGGCACCAGGGGCUGGGCCUUCAGCUCAUGGCAACCCCAUCUGCCUCUGGCUGGGUCAUUGAAUGCCACAGAGGUGGUCAGCCACUGGACUGCAGUCUUUGAGAAGAGGGGCAUCCCUGAGGCCCAGGCAUCCAGUGAGUACAUCGUGGCUCAUGUCCUUGGAGCCAAAACAUUUCAGAGCCUGAGACCAGUACUUUGGACCCAGCCCCUGACCUCUUGGCAGCUACAGUGCAUCCAGGAGCUGAGUAGCCGCCGAUUGCAAAGGAUGCCUUUGCAGUACAUCCUCGGGGAGUGGGACUUUCAAGGACUCAGUCUGAAGAUGGCCCCCCCAGUGUUCAUCCCUCGCCCGGAAACAGAGGAGCUGGUUGAAUGGGUGCUGGAGGAGGUGGCCCAGAGUCCCUGUACAGUGGGAGCCCAAGGUGGCCCCCUCAUCCUGGAGGUGGGCUGCGGAUCGGGAGCCAUCGCCCUCAGCCUGCUGAGUCAGCUUCCCCAGAGCCGAGUCAUUGCCGUGGAUAAAGGAGAAGCUGCCAUCUGCCUGACCCAGGAGAAUGCUCAAAGGCUUCGGUUGCUGGACAGAAUUCGGAUUGUCCCCCUCGAUGUGACCUUAGAGGGGAGCUGGGCGCACCUCCUGCCCUGGGGCCCCAUGGACCUGGUCGUCAGCAACCCUCCCUACAUCUUCCACCAAGACAUGGAGCAGCUGGCCCCUGAGAUCCGCAGCUAUGAAGACCCACUAGCCCUGGAUGGUGGGGAGGAGGGCAUGGACAUCAUUACCCACAUCUUGGCCCUGGCACCUUGGCUCCUGAAGGACUCUGGGAGCAUUUUCUUAGAAGUGGACCCAAGACACCCAGAGCUUGUUGGCAGCUGGCUUCAGAGCCGGCCUAACCUGUCCCUUGAUCUCGUGGCUGUGCGCAGGGACUUAUGUGGGAGGCCCCGGUUCCUGCACAUCCAGAGGUGUGGGCGACAGCGUGGCUGCCCCGCGGAUGCCUGGCCAGGGCCCCAGCCUGCCAGAGUGCCUGGCUGAUCGUUCUUCCUGGAGAGCCACUUGGAGGGAGGUGGUGGUACCUUCCACAACCCAGAUGCUUAUGACAUUUCCCACGGUUCUGCCAUUCUACAUUUCUUUACGUUCUAGGAUACUUGGGGGUAGAAGCAAGGGUGGGGAUAUUUUUCCUGGGGUGGCACAGAACAGGGGCAUCCAUAGUUUGGCCCAGAGCUGAGCAGACCCAGGUUCCCGGUCUGGUUCCAUCCCAUCAGCGUUGCCAAGGGCAGGUUGCUCAAUGUCUCUGUGGGUGGAAUUGCCUUGGGGAUGUUGGGAGAUAGGGCCAAUAAAGUGUCGAGAGACCAACAA